AUGCCAGCUCCAAUGUUUUUACGGGGUGCAGCCCCAUGGCGAAAUACUUUAGCGUAUUUAGAAUCCGGUUCGAUUAUCUUCCGUCCACUUGUUCGUAUUUUCACCUUGAAUUACACUCUCGACAAGCCCGACUCGGAUGGUCUACGUCGUUUUAUAUUUUGGCAUUUAGCUCAAAUUCAAUAUAAAAAUCCGACUGUUCAAUGUGUACAAUUCAAGAACACGACUCCAACACCGUUCGUGUCGUUUUACUUGUCACGUCCAUCGAUUGAUAAUGAAGAAAAGUCGGAAGAGGAAAACUAUGAAAUUGUUCAUAUGGAUUGUUAUAAGAAAACUUCGAAUGAAAUUCACGAUUCGAUUCGACGAGUUAUGGGUAAAAGUGAAUUACAACAACGGAUCGAUUCGGAAUUAACAGCACGAUUGGAAAAUCCGGCAAAUUUUGGAAAAGAUUGCGCACAUUAUUGUAUGUGUUUGGCUUAUGGACAAGUGUCAUGCCCGGGAAGAAAGAAAUUACCUGAACAUCUUCGUGGCAAAUUUACAAGAUAUAAAGUCGAUGAACUGGAAGAAAUACGAAAGAAAAUAAGUGAUACUGAUGCGAUGAAUGAGUAUUGGAAAAGACCGUUUUAG
This is a messenger RNA of Adineta ricciae, 624 nucleotides long. The record is from the annotation of a GenBank genome assembly. NCBI's taxonomy places the organism in Eukaryota, Metazoa, Rotifera, Eurotatoria, Adinetida, Adinetidae.